Messenger RNA from Punica granatum (pomegranate), 3025 nucleotides. The record is from RefSeq and is a predicted model, not a curated record. NCBI's taxonomy places the organism in Eukaryota, Viridiplantae, Streptophyta, Magnoliopsida, Myrtales, Lythraceae.
ACAAAGAAUGAAGAAAACAAACAGCACCAGAUCCAGGAUAGGAUUAUAACUCUGUUUAGGCAAAUGGGAUGAACCUGAGUCGCAAAAUAUGGAAUCAGUGGGGCCACAGCUAAUCUCAAGGGGAAAAAAAUAACAUGGGAUUAAUUUCACGUGAAUUAUUAUUGGAUCUGUCCACCGCAUCACUGGGCAGUCAAGGAGAAGCUAAAGAGGGAAGAGUAGCAAGUGGGGUUAUGUAUAGUUGGGAGUUCUUGCUGAUGCUUGUUGAGAUCUCCCACUGAAAUUCUGUCCCUUUCAGCUUCUUCCCUAACGAGGUGUCUUCUUGGUAUCUGUUCUUGCCCCGGUUUCUGUAGAAGAGGCUAUCUUGAGAAAUGGAGAAGAAUUCAACCGCGGACUCAACUUCAUCAGCCUCCUUUCUGAGUCAAGAAAGAAUCGAGGGGAGUUGGUACCCUAUUUAUUUCGGUGUUUCCUGUGCUUUAUUUGCUGUAAGAAUCUUGUCAGGACAUCAUGAUUCAGAAGAAGAGAAGAAAUGGUCGGAAACCUGCAAUAAAAUGCUCCAAGGAAGUGCCCAGCUAUUGGGAUUGCUCGUAUGGAGAGCUAAUAGAGUCAUAGCCGACAAUAAGAAGUGUUUUCUUGUCGAAAAGCUCGAGGCCGCUGAGAAAAAGAUUGCAGAGUUGAAUCGGAUUAGGCGUGAGGAUGCAAAAGCUAAUGAAAAGGUUGUCUGCAUUUUUGCUGCACAAGAGCAGAGCUGGUUCAAUGAGAGGAAGAAGCUCCGGCAGCAAAUUGGAGCUCUCAUCAAUGAGAUAAAGAUUAUUGAGAAAAAGAAUGUUGAAGAUGUUUCAAAAUGGAAUGAAAAGUUGAAGGAGAUGGAGAUUCUCUUGGAGGCAAAGGAUAAGUCCUUAGAAGAAGCGGAAGUAAAGAGUAAGGAAUUAGAGGAAAAUCUUAAGAAGGCAGAGCGGGCUUUGGAAGAUUCAAGAGAAGCCGCAAGGACAGAGAUUUGGAAGCAGAAGACCGCAUUUAUUGAGCUCGUUUCGAAUCAGAGGCAGCUUGAAGCUGAGAUGGGAAGGGCAAUGAGGCAGAUAGAGGCUUUAAAGGAAGAGCUCACUUCGGUUUUGGAGCAGAAGGAGGAGUCUGUUGUAAUGGUCCAGAAAUUUUCUGUAGAAGUCGUGAAGAUGCAGAAGGAUCUCGACCAGAAGGACAAAAUUUUGUCUGCAAUGCUGAGGAAGUCGAAACUGGACACUGCUGAGAAGCAAAUGCUUUUGAAGGAAGUGAAAUUUUCAAAAUCAAAGAGGAAGCAGGCAGAACUUGAGAAGGAAAGAUUGAGGCUUAUUUCAGAGUCUAAUAAUAAGCUUAAACAUGGAGGAAACCGUUCUCUAAGGAGUAUAUUAGAGAAAAAAAUGAGUUUGAAGCUCGAAGAAGGCCUGUUUUCUGGUGCAAGAAAGGUUCAUUCUAGUGCUUCUGGGUCAUCACACAAGAGUCACAAUAUCACAGAAGGGACAGGAAGAGAUAUAGAUUCUCCUCCGCUUUCGGAUACCUAUUCACCAGAAGAAAAUGGAACGCAAGCGAUCAUGGACAACGUCGAGCUUGACAACUGGGUGCAAUCUGAAGCAGAGAAGUACGCGGCUCUAAUUGAGCAAAGGCACCUACUUGAAAUGGAUGCCUUUGUGGAACAGAUGGGGCUCAAAGACGAGAAAUUGGAAACUUGCCGCUGGCGGCUCCUAAGCAUGGAUAUUGAAUCGAAGCGGCUCCGGGCCCAUGUUGAGGGGCUGAACAAAGAGGUAUCACAAUUAAGGCACAGCAAUAUGAAACUUGAAGCAUUGCUUCUCGAGCGAGAGGAGGAAUUGAAGUCAUUGAAAGAGAAACUUGCUUCACAAUUUGCACAGAAUUCAUUAUUAGCUGAUUGGUCGAAAGUUAAGAUCAUAAAGAGAAGAGCAUCAGUAAAAGGAAAAGAAAGAAAGCUUAAUACAUCGGUAACGGAGGUUUCUCGAGAUGACAAUGGUGAAAUGGAGGGCAAAGAUGUCAAUGUGGUGGUCCCAUCGCCUGAGAAAAAAAUCAAAGUAGAAAAGGAUGUUGUUGGUGAGAAUAGUCCUAUCAGAGAAGAAAGUUCUGCAGAUUUGGAUUAUCCGGUUGAAAAUUUAGAAUCUUCGAGUCAGGUCUUGAGUGUCAAGGCAAAAGAUUCGUCAUCUUUGUGGAGGAUGGAUCUUCAGGCUCUGGGAGUUUCUUACAAGAUCAAGAGGCUGAAGCAGCAGCUUCUUAUGCUCGAGAGGUUGAUGGGAAAACAAGGAAGUAGCACUGAGAACAUGGAAUGGAAGGAAGAUGGCGUGAAAAGUUUUCUCUCAUUGAUAUCUAUGCUGAAUAAGCAUAUUGGACGGUACCAGUCACUCCAGGAGAAAACCGACGAUCUUUGCAAGCGGAUGCACGAGAACCAUUUGGACAUGGACCAUGGAGAUUUAAAUGCUUCUGGAAUAAAAGGAGAGAAAACAAAGACACUGGAACAUUUCCUCGAGGAGACAUUCCAAUUGCAGCGGUACAUGGUUGCGACGGGACAGAAGCUGAUGGAAGUACAGUCCAAAGUUGCCGUUGGGUUUGUGGGAGCAGAUCAAGUGCUCGAGAAACCCCUGAGCUUCGACACGAAGCGGUUUGCUGACAAUGUGAGGACUCUGUUUCAAGAAGUUCAGAGGGGUCUUGAGGUUAGAAUAUCUCGAAUCAUCGGAGAUCUUGAAGGCACUCUUGCUUCUGAUGGGAUAACCCAUAUCAGGAGGUAAACAAUAGCUUGUAAAGAGAAAUAACACGGUUCGAUGGUUCUUGGGCGACUGCAUCAUAGAUUUUUCUUUUUUUCUUCACCUUUUUUCCUUAUCUUUUAUAGUAACUUGAUCAUGUAUAAUUUCAAGCAUGAACAUUUAGAGAUGUUUGUCACGUUGUUUAUGAUGCGUUUUUCAUCUAAAUAGAGCUUAUCCAUUUUCAUGAUGUUGCUACAACCAAUGGGAAAGAAAUGAAAGUAUGGUAAUCGCAAUCCGGAAUUUCAGAA